GGUUUUUAACAAAAUAAAAUGCCUUUAAAUCAAUGUAGGUUGUGUUUAGAUACUGGAGCGGUUACUAAUGUAUUCGAAAAACAAGGUGAAGUUAUGAUAUCAACCAAAAUAAUGUCUUUAGCUAGAGUAAAGAUCUAUCCAGACGACGGGUUUCCGGACAAAGUUUGCUUUAAAUGUUUAUUACAACUGCAUAGUUGUUUACUUUUUAUACAAGAGUGUGAAAGAGUUGAUUUUAAACUUAGAGAAGUAAAGAAGAAAAAUAUUUAUUUGGGUUUCAAUGAACACAACACAAAAACAGAUAAAAAAUUUAAUACUUCACAAGUAGAAGAUAAAGAAAACUUAGAAAAAGCAACAAGUCAAAAAGUUAUGGAAGAAGAUGUAUGCAUUGAGAACUCUCCAAUUGAAAGUGUAGAAAACUCACAAACAAAAAAAGAUGAAUUGAUGCUAUUGGACAGUAAAGAUGAAAAAACAAAAAGGAAGGUUCAAAAAGAGCAAUGUUUUACAUGCGGAAAAGUUUUGUCCUCAAAAUAUAGAUUAAAAAUGCACAUCCGCAUACAUACAGGUGAAAAGCCAUAUUCAUGCCUUGACUGUGGUAAGAGCUUCUCGCAGCCAGAAAACCUGAAAGUUCAUUUGCGCAAACACACAGGAGAGAAACCACUAGAGUGCACCGUCUGUGGAGUUCAGUUUGCUCAUUCCUCGGGCCUGCUGGCCCACAAACGGAAACACACAGGACAACUGCCAUAUGAAUGCUCUCUUUGCCCCCGCAGUUUUAGGACGUUAGGGCAUCUGAAGUACCAUAUACGUCGUCACACUGGUGAGACAAGUCACGAGUGCGACGUAUGUACCCGCGCUUUCAUUACCCGCAGUGAGCUGAAACAGCACAUCCUCUCCCACACUAAGGAGAAGCCCCACGUGUGCUCCACUUGCGGUGCCUGUUUCGGGCGUUCGGCCAACCUCAGGAGGCACGUCAAACACCACCAUAAAGGAGAGAAACCCUAUACCUGCAAGAAAUGUAUGCACAAGUUUGCCCAAAAGUCAGAUUUCGAACGCCAUAGGAAGACACAUGAAAAGCAAAAUGCCUGA
Messenger RNA from Cydia amplana, 1083 nucleotides. Its product is annotated as zinc finger protein 891-like. The record is from RefSeq and is a predicted model, not a curated record. Lineage: Eukaryota; Metazoa; Arthropoda; Insecta; Lepidoptera; Tortricidae. Gene Ontology annotation, molecular function: zinc ion binding. Gene Ontology annotation, cellular component: nucleus. The coding region runs from base 19 to 1083 and encodes 354 amino acids. The transcript is spliced from 5 exons.